Dimorphilus gyrociliatus is the source of this 1862-nucleotide messenger RNA. NCBI's taxonomy places the organism in Eukaryota, Metazoa, Annelida, Polychaeta, Dinophilidae. The record is from the annotation of a GenBank genome assembly.
AGUGCGAGCCUAGCUUGUUUAUAAACAACAAGAUGAAGCAUGUUUCACCGGAUUGGCUGCAUACUGAUGAAGGCCGGCGCUUCUUAGAAGUUCUUACAGAUAAACAUUCAGGAAAGAGGAAAGUUUAUUCCUAUUUAGAGAGGCCAUGUUUUCCGGGAAGUCCUUCCGAAUAUGCUUAUAAAUUGUUCCUUGUGGGAAGAAGAUCUGUAGGAAAAUCGUCCACCAUCCGAAAAUUACUUGGAUCGGAGAUUCCUUUAAAACAUACAGAAACUGCUGGCAUCGAAGUUAAUCAUUUAUACUGGCCAGUUAAAUUAUUAGAAGAAAAAUCGCCAAUAAUCUUUAAAUUACAACUAUGGGAGGCUGGCGAAGGAGUAUUGAAGAAAUUUGAUUAUCUACUGGAUUCGUGCACAAAUAAUGUUGAUGGAGUUAUAUUCAUCUUUUCCUUCACCGACAGGGCAAGUUGGCAGGACGUUCCGGGAAUGUUUUCCCGUAUCUUAAAACCUGAAAAUGACUGUACCAAGAUAGUUAUGGGUACAAAAUUGGAUUUACACCAUCGUUCAGCAGUUUCUGUCGACGAUAUUAGAUCGUUCACUGAUCAUUGGAAAAUUAACGUCCUUAAAAUUACUAACAGUUCACCAUCCGAAAACGGAUUAUCUGAAUUAUUGUCAAUUUCUGAUAAACUCAAUAAAACAUCUACAAAAGUUUUAAAAUAUACUGCUAAAUUAACCCUCAGUUCAGAAAUAUCUAGAGAUCCCUUUGUCAAUGAGGAUGACUAUAGAAUUUACUCAAUUCAAGAGCAAUCGUUAUCAGUAAAUUCCCAUUUAUUUGGUGCUUUAUCAACUCCAGUUAAAAUGGCUAUUCAUAGUCUAGUAUUAUUAAUGAGUACAGAAAAUCUUUCAUUUUUCCUGCAAAUACAUGAAUUUUGGUCAAAUUGGAUAAGAAGGAUAAUUCAUAAAUUGAGAAUAUUAAUGCAUAAAGUUAAUUUGGAGAAGGCUUGUCAAAGUAUAACUGGAAUGCUAAAGGAAUUUCUACUGGGCUUAAGCUAUUUAUCAAAAUAUUCUUUUCCGAAAGAAAUAAAUAGUCAACGAACUUUUUUUAAUACUUCAAUGUUAUCGGAUGACUUGUUAAAGAAGGCUAUAUAUUCCUUUCUCAUAUGCAAUUGUAACGCAAUAGUAUUUGGUCAAUAUGCUAGUGAAAUAGAUCAGUUUCUACAUACUUUAAGUAGUAUGAUGAGUGAAAAUAGAAGAAAAACUGCAACAACAUUAAUAAAGAAUACUUUUACACCAGAUAUAUCUCUACAGGGUAUAAUUAUUGAUAAAAAUAAUUUCAAGUCAAAUUCGCUGUUAAUUAAUAUAUAUGCGUCUGAUGAACCAAGAGCAAUCAUAGACCUACAAACGAAGACUGUUAGUACUACAUUUUUAUUUGAAAAGUUUAAGGGAACUCAUCAAGCUGUGGCUAAAGCAGAAGCAAUAGCACUGUGGGAAAACUUCAAUCUGCACGAGACAGUUUUUAUUGAUAAGUUAGAGCUCGCUAAAUGCCGCGAAGAAGAGACUCUUGUUACUCAAUUUUUAACAGAGAUGAGUACUUUAUCUGAGGUCGAAUCAAUUAGGAAGAGACAUAUCGAAAAUUUCAUAGGUGUUUUAGACUUAAAAUCGGUUACUCUGGUUAAAUUAAUUAAGGAUAUGAAAGGCGAAAAGGUCGAUUGGAGAAUGUUAAGAGACAUUUUGGAUCUGAAUAAGCCUGGAGAUUUUUAUAUAGUAUUAGCUAGAUCGGAAUAUAUAUGUCCUGGAAUAUAUAAUACAAUAUUUGGCGAUUCAAGAAAGAAAAUGGAACAUCUACAAGAGACAUUUUCAGCAUUUUGA